AUGAGCCGCAACAUCUCUGAGAAGCAGCUGAAAGAGCUGCGCGCGGCGUUUAACAUGUUUGAUUCGGAUGGAAGCGGGUCCAUUGAUCUUUCUGAGUUGCAGAAUGUGCUGCGUGCCAUGGGCCAGUUCCCGACUCCAGUUGAGCUAGCGCAGCUCAUGGAGCGCAUGGACGCGGAUGGCAACGGCACGGUCGACUUUACUGAAUUUUCCGAGGCGCUGGCUGGUCAGGCAGAGGACAAGGAGACUGAGCGCGAGCUGCAGGAUUUGCAGGAUGUGUUCUCACUGUUUGAUGCCGAUGGCUCUGGGCUGCUGUCAGCAGAUGAGCUGCAACGCGCUUUGCAUAUCCUUGGAGUGAGCAUGUCACGGGUUGAGGUGGAGCUGCUGAUCAAGGAAAUCGAUUCCAACGGUGACGGUGAGAUCAGCUGCAACGAGCUGCUGCAAUACGUGCUGUCAUUUGACGAGAGCGGCGAGGGGCCACACAGCGGCGAUGUGGAGCGGGGGCCUCGGCGAUAG
Chlorella variabilis is the source of this 513-nucleotide messenger RNA. RefSeq lists its product as hypothetical. The record is from RefSeq and is a predicted model, not a curated record. The coding region runs from base 1 to 513 and encodes 170 amino acids. The transcript is spliced from 4 exons. NCBI's taxonomy places the organism in Eukaryota, Viridiplantae, Chlorophyta, Trebouxiophyceae, Chlorellales, Chlorellaceae. Gene Ontology annotation, molecular function: calcium ion binding; enzyme regulator activity.